Messenger RNA from Strigops habroptila (Kakapo), 6145 nucleotides. RefSeq names its product transmembrane protein 41B (gene TMEM41B). The record is from RefSeq and is a predicted model, not a curated record. Lineage: Eukaryota; Metazoa; Chordata; Aves; Psittaciformes; Psittacidae. Gene Ontology annotation, cellular component: endoplasmic reticulum membrane. The coding region runs from base 190 to 1041 and encodes 283 amino acids. The transcript has 7 exons.
GCGCAUGCGCCGUGCGGCCAGAGGGGCGGGAACGCGACCGCGACCUGGUGGGGUGAGCAGAGGAGAGGAGAGAAGAGGAGGAGCGAGAGGUCCCAGCCCGCCUCCUUCCCGCGGCGCUCGCUGCUGGCGAGGCCUGCCUUGGUCGUGGUUCGCCGGCCGGCGGGCGGGCCCUGGGGGUAUCGCGGAGCCAUGGCGCAGCGGAGGGCGGCGGAGCGCGGGCCUUGCCAAGCGGCGGCGGCAGCAGCGGCAGCGGAGAGCGCCAAGCACCAGCGGCAGCUUCUAGAAGGGAAAGCUCAGGCAGAAGGUGGAUCAGCUCGGACAUCGCUGCUUAUAUUAGUAUCCAUCUUCUCAUCGGCUGCUUUCCUUAUGUUCCUGGUAUAUAAAAAUUUCCCACAACUUAGUGAAGAAGAAAGAGAAUGUAUAAAGGUUCCUAGAGACAUGGACGAUGCAAAGGCUUUGGGAAAAGUCCUGUCCAAGUAUAAGGACACAUUUUAUGUUCAAGUGUUAGUUGCUUAUUUUGCCACAUAUGUUUUCUUGCAAACGUUUGCUAUUCCUGGGUCUAUAUUUCUCAGCAUCCUGUCAGGGUUUCUUUAUCCCUUUCCAUUGGCCUUAUUUCUUGUUUGUCUGUGCUCUGGACUUGGAGCUUCAUUUUGCUAUAUGCUUUCAUACCUAGUGGGACGUCCUGUUGUAUACAGAUAUUUAACAGAAAAAGCAGUAAAAUGGUCAGAACAGGUUGAACGACACAGAGAACACCUCAUUAACUACAUAAUAUUUUUGAGAAUAACACCUUUUCUUCCCAAUUGGUUUAUCAAUAUAACAUCUCCUGUAAUUAAUGUGCCACUGAAAGUAUUUUUCAUUGGCACUUUUCUAGGUGUGGCACCACCAUCUUUUGUAGCCAUUAAGGCAGGAACAACGCUGUACCAACUUACAACAGCAGGGGAAGCUGUUUCCUGGAACUCAGUUUUUGUUCUCAUGAUUCUAGCCAUCCUCUCCAUCCUACCCGCUGUCUUCCAGAAGAAACUGAAACAGAAGUUUGAAUAAGGAUCAAACUGGACCAGAAUUUCCCAUACUUCAUCUCAGGAUCAGCACUUCUGAUAUUUGUAUAUUUGCUUUUCUAUUGGAUCUUAAGCAAUUAAGGAGGAGGCUUGUAAUUGAUAAGAAUGUCUUUAAACGAACACAUGGCCCAAAUUUGAAGGAACUGUGUUCAGAAAUGUACUGCAUAUAGUUUUGUAACCAAACCAUCAGUGUUUUACUUUGGAGGGGGUGUGUAUGGCCCUCAGGAUGAGGGACGUGUAAACACAGAUGUAACAUUUUGCUCUGAUUAUAUGCAGAGCAAAAAAUGUAGUGUAGACAUAAACUACAGAUGAUGCUUUCUGAAACUUGCAGGAAACCUUAAUUAUUCAGUCCAAUUUUGUAAUAUUCUCUGUAGGCUUGCAUGUGAUCUGGUCUGAGUACAUUUCUCAUCAACAAUAUUUCUGGGUUUUUUUUGCCUUUGGGAGUUCCAAAAUAAUAACAAUAUAAUAACGGUGCUCACUCAGAAACAAAGGGGUUUUGCAGUACUUUAACUACAAUGAUCUUCUCAUCCUGAUUGUUUACUUCUGCUUAUUAGCGCUGUGUGGAUUUAAAUACUUGAACCUACAUCUGCUUUACUAACUGGAUUAACAAAGGCAAAGUGUCACAUCAUUCCCUCUUGUCCUCUGUAAAGUUUUAUUCUGGGAAAGAUAUGGAAGGGGAGAGAGCAGGUUAGAAUUUUGAUCGUGGCUGGUUGAUGAUUUUGACUUUCUAAUUUUUAUUUUUUUAAUGUUGAUUAUUUUGCCAAUAUUUCACUUGCUUAGAUUUAUCCUGCCAAUUUAAGAAAAGGAUUGUAUGAUUAUAUAAAACUUUCAGUUCUUGAAAGAUUUAAAAAUGUUUAAGCAAUGGCUGUGGUUUAGCCCUAGCCAGUAACUCAGCACCACGCAGCUGCUUGCUCAUCCUCCCUUCCCCCUCCUUCCCUCCCCAGGGCAGGAUGGGGAGGAGAAUCAAAAGAAUGUAAACCCUACGGGUUGAGAUAAGAACAGUCCAGUAACUAAAAAAAAAGGUAAAAUAUAGUGAUAAUAGAAUACCAACAAUAACAAUAAUUAUUUAUAAUAGGAAACAACAACAAAAAAAAAGAAAGCUCAGAAAACAUAAUUGCUCACCACCUGCUGACCAAUACCCAGCCCGACCCAAGCAACAAUCAGUCCCUUCUGGGUGACUCCCCCCAGUUUAUAUACUGGGCAUGACGUGCUGUGGUAUGGAAUACCCCUUUGGCUGGUUUGGGUCAGAUGUCCUGUCUCUGCUCCCUCCCAGCUUCUUGUGCCACUCCUCACUGGCAGAUCAUGGGAGACUGAAAAGUCCUUGACCAGGGUAAAGCACUGCUCAGCAACAACUCAACCAUUGGAGUGUUAUCAGCAUUAUGCUCAGACUAAAGCCAAAACACAGCACUGCCCCAGCUACUAGAAAGAAAUUUAAUUUAACAGCUGAAACCAGGACUGCAUCUGCCCCUUAUUCCAUACCAUUUAUAUCACGAUCAGGUUCCACAUUUUCCAAUAUACCUUUUUUUUUGUCUCUUUAUAUAUAUAUAUAUAUAUAUAUACACACACGUAUCAUUCCUUAGUCCAUGGACUGUCCCUGUAAAGUUUGCUGCGUUCAUUCAGUCCAUGAUGUCGGGCUUCAUCUGUUGUAACAGUCCUUCAGGGCAGGAGACCUGGUGUGUGGUGUUGGAUUGUUGCCUGCUGAUGUCACCACUGAGCUCGUCUGGUCUCAUCAAAGUUCAUGCGUUGUUGGGGUGAUGAUCUGAGGGAAGUCAGGUUCAGUUGAUGGUGACCUGAGGACAGUAGUGGGAGACUCCUGCUGCUGCCGCCAGCUUUUCCCAUGACUUUAUCCUCUGCCGAUGAUCAUGACAGUAUAUAUUUUCAGAGCCCAGAGUGGUGGAGAUGGGCAUCUAGCUGAUGGGCUAUAGAAGCGUUAUAUAGCAGGCAACAGCAUGUAAUUGAGUUCAUUGGAUGUUUUCCCCCAAAAUUAAAUCCCCUUGAGGUACACACCAGACUUCCCCAUGUUCCUGCAUCACCCACCAAAUAUAUCCCGGUCCUUGAGUGGGUUUGCUUUUACCUGAAGCAGGAAUAACCCAGACUGUCUUCCCCAGCAAAUUCUUCAUGUGCACCACAGCAACUUUAUCCCCCUCUACAGUACAUAGAAGUUCUGAUUGGGCUGCGUCAGCCCUGUUGGCGGAUCCCCUAGUGUUGACCAACCAGGUGGCUUUUGCUAAAUGUGUAUCCGAAUGUUUGGAUGUCCCACCACCCAUUGCUCUCAGUGUAAUUUUUAACAGCCCAUUGUACCAUUUGAUUUUCCCAGGGGCUGGUGCAUGAUAGGGGAUGUGAUAUAGUCAUGAUGUGCUGUGGUAUGGAAGAAUCUACUAGGAAGAAAAUUAACUGUAAAGCUGAAACCAGCACAGCAGUGUAAUAUUAAUUACCAUUUCUCAAGCAAUAUAUAAAGAGUAUAAAAUUUCUAUUGCAGGUUGAUUAGCUAGAAGAAAUGUCAGGUAGGCAAAUUGGUGCAAUUCUUACUAAAAAGCUGAUUCUAAAUAAUAUUCAAAGCAUCACGUAACAGAAAGCUUUUGUAUCAGUGUAUACAAAAUUGAAAGGAUCGUUCCAUUGUCUGGUAAGUCAGUAACUGGCAAGGGACUACCAGCUAUGAUUUACCUUUAAGUAGAAAGUAUGUACAUUCACUCAGUAAGGUAUAUGAUACCUCUCCUUGUAAUCUUAUAACUGUUGUAGCUUGUAUUGUCAGUGGAAUCCCAUAAAAUGAGGCCCUGAUCAGCAAGGAGCUGGGGUGUGCAUUUAAGUUUCAUCCUACUGAAACCAGUGCUGCUUAUAUGCUUUAAAUUGGUGCCCCUGAAGUAUCUUGCUGAAAUGGCAGUUGGCACAUUAGCAUAUACUCCAGUUCGAGGGUAUGUCUGCAUCUUCAUGUUAUCAUAUGAUAGAUCAUUGAGAACAGUUCCAUAAAUGUGAUAAUGUAAAAGGUACUGCUACCUUUAAAGGGUUUUGGGUUUUUUUUUGUAACAUAAUGUUAAUUGACUCCAUCGAUUCAUCACAGUAUUACAUGUAAAUAUUCAGUAAAUAUUAUUGCUACACUGUCUUUUGUUUAAAUUCAAGCUGCACAGUAAACGGUAUUUUUGACAUAGGUGGAUAAAGGAAUUCAUAUCACUACUGUUUGCAAGUUUAUCGUAAGACCAUUUAGCUUCAACAGUUGGUUUGUUAUUAGAUUUUACUCUAAAAGUGUACUUUAUUGGCAUUUAACACUGAGUAGUGAUUACUUCUAUUGCUGCAGUUUUAAUCUUAGAGGUUGCCUACCCAGGGGAUUUAUUCCAUAGUAAACUCUGGUGUGAAUUUAGCUGUUGUAAGCAAGUGUCCCCUGGACUGUGUGAAGCUGCUGUACAUUUACAGCCUACUUUUCUGCAUAGUUAAUUUUUCAUGCAGAUGAACUCUCAGAAUAAACUAUUUACUACUUAUUGCCCAGUGGCUUUUCUCAAAAUUUGCCUCAAUUUCUGGUCAAUUACAGAUGCUGUUGUAAAUUCCUUUCUAUGCUGUAUAAAGCCAAUGUUUGGUGGAACCAAGGUUCUAAAGACUAAGGAGGGAACACUAAACACUAAAGGAGGAACUGAACUAUUUCAAUUUAACGUGAAUCAUGCUAUUGCUUGACAUUUUCACUUGUAUUUCACUGUGUAGAUGGGAUCAGGCUAUGUCGCUGAAAAACCUUUUGUGUUUCAGCCAUGGACUGGGUUCCCAUCACAGUGGCUAAAAGCCUUAAGACCUUAAAAAGGUUGAAAAUAAGGUUCUUUCCUUUUGCAAAACCUUAGUGGGUUUUUUUUAACCUGUCCCUUCUGUGUUUAUCUUCAGCUGCCAAUGGCCCCAAGCGGUUUCCUACCCCACGAGGACUGAAGAUUGCGAGGAGUAAGGAAGGCCUUGUGGAAAAAGACAAAAAAGCACUGUGCUGUGGAAUACUCUACUAGCCUACACUUUUAGGGAAUCCAGUGAGUGAUCCAAGAGAUAGCUGUAACAUUUUGAUAGGAAAACAGUGACUACCAUGAAAUGAACUGGGACAGGCAGAUGUAGCUUUGCUUUUACUUGCAAGGAGUUUUGAGCUGUUAGGUGACCUGUCUAUCUUUUGGAAUGUUCUGUGAUACCUGCAUGACAUCAUUACUAAAUGUCUCUUGCCAUUUGAUAAUAAAGCUAUUACAUAAAACAUGGAACAUUGUAUUUUUUAGUACAGUGAAGCAUGCUAAACUUCACAUUAAGCUUAUCUUUUUUAUUGACCCGUUUAAAAGGGAUGAAUUCUUCUUAACUGGUGUUUUUAAUGACUGAUUAAAAAAUAAACUGAGCUGUUUACAUCUGUGGAUGAGAUUAAUUUUGUUUCUACCUUUAUUUCAGAAUACGUAGAUAAACUUGACUUUUCUGUCUGUAAUUUCCCACAACACUAAUUUUGAAAAGUUUUUUAUAUUUUGCACUGAAAGGCAUAAUUUGCUCUUUCUUACGAAUUCUUGAUGAAAGGCUCAUGUGCUGAAGUUAUAAUUCAUCCUCCCUUUAUAUUCUGUUAUGAUCAGUUUAUGAAAUUCUCUUUUUGUGCCUCGUAUAGAAAACUGAUGCUGAAAGCUUGCCAAAAGGUUAAGAAAACAGAAGUAAAAGUUAGAAGGUGUGAAGUCUUUCCUAAAAAGUUAGUGAAUUAUGCUAUUAUGCAAAGUCAAAGCACGGCUUUUGUUAGGUAACUCUGAAAGAUUUUCGUGUGUUGUUCCUGAGGCUAUUCAUCCUGUAUAGUUUCUGUGAUAACCUAGUUUUAUGACAGUAACUAAAAAGCAGUGUGGAUUGCUCUGCUUUGCAUUAGAACUGAUGUAUGCUUCCCACCUCAUAUCCUGCAGUUCUCUGGGAUUAAGCUGUCCUACCAGCAGAAUGGACUCAGCCAGGUAGCUGAUCCAGGAUUGAAAUACGCAGCAGUUACUGCAGGUACACUCUUACAAAUAUAUAGACUUACUGAAAUAGGAGCCUUUGUGAGAGUGUUGCUAUGGGAAUGAAAUUCAUACCUCCGGUGUUUUGCACUAGAAAUUUAUUAAAGGAACAAACCAGGAAAUGCA